Messenger RNA from Thyridium curvatum, 675 nucleotides. RefSeq lists its product as uncharacterized. Gene Ontology annotation, biological process: peptidoglycan catabolic process; cell wall macromolecule catabolic process; carbohydrate catabolic process. The record is from RefSeq and is a predicted model, not a curated record. The transcript is spliced from 2 exons. Lineage: Eukaryota; Fungi; Ascomycota; Sordariomycetes; Thyridiales; Thyridiaceae. Gene Ontology annotation, molecular function: lysozyme activity. Bases 1 to 675 code for a protein of 224 amino acids.
AUGAAGGUCACUAUUGCCUCUGCCCUUACCCUCGCCGCCACGGCACAGGCUGCUGUCCAGGGCUUUGACAUCUCGCACUACCAGCCCAACGUCGACUUUGCUGCUGCCAAGGCGUCCGGAGCCCGCUUCGUCAUCAUCAAGGCCACCGAGGGCACCAGCUACAUCGACCCCAGCUUCUCCUCGCACUACACGGGCGCCACCAACGCCGGCCUCAUCCGCGGCGGCUACCACUUCGCCCACCCGGGCCAGACCACCGGCGCCGCCCAGGCCGACUACUUCCUCGCCCACGGCGGCGGCUGGUCCGGCGACGGCAUCACGCUGCCCGGCAUGCUCGACCUCGAGUCCGAGGGCAGCUCGGGCGAGUGCUGGGGCCUGUCCGCCUCGGCCAUGGUCGCCUGGAUCAAGGCCUUCAGCGACCGCUACCACAGCAAGACCGGCCGGUACCCCAUGCUCUACACCAACCCGUCCUGGUGGAAGGACUGCACGGGCAACUCCAACGCGUUCGUCAGCACCAACCCGCUCGUCCUGGCGCGCUACAGCAGCAGCCCCGGCACCAUCCCCGGCGGCUGGCCAUACCAGACCAUCUGGCAGAACAGCGACUCGUACAAGUACGGCGGCGACUCGGACAUCUUCAACGGCAGUGAGGAUAACCUGCGCAAGCUCGCCACUGGUUAG